Molecule: messenger RNA, 3034 nt
Organism: Erpetoichthys calabaricus (reedfish)
Lineage: Eukaryota; Metazoa; Chordata; Cladistia; Polypteriformes; Polypteridae
Gene: dynll2a
Product: dynein, light chain, LC8-type 2a
Exons: 3
Coding region: 137-406 (89 amino acids)
Biological process (GO): cilium assembly; microtubule-based process
Cellular component (GO): cytoplasmic dynein complex
Molecular function (GO): dynein intermediate chain binding; dynein light intermediate chain binding
Source: RefSeq, a predicted model, not a curated record
GCGGGGCGGAGGCGCGAAGGGAGGGGGCGGUAUUUCAGUGGGGCAGUGAGCCGCUGUACGGAGAGAGAUACGCGCCUGCUUGUCUGAGAAGCGUUCGGCUUGACAGAGAAGUGGUAUACACUCUAAAACAAGAAACAUGUCUGAUAGAAAAGCUGUGAUCAAGAAUGCAGACAUGUCUGAGGACAUGCAGCAGGAUGCAGUGGAUUGUGCCACCCAGGCCAUGGAGAAGUACAACAUUGAAAAGGACAUUGCAGCCUAUAUUAAAAAGGAGUUUGACAAGAAGUAUAAUCCGACAUGGCACUGUAUCGUGGGAAGAAACUUUGGGAGUUACGUCACACAUGAGACCAAACACUUUAUUUAUUUUUACUUGGGGCAGGUGGCCAUUCUUCUCUUCAAAUCUGGUUGAAGGAAGGAUGUAAACAAUCCUGGACUGCAAUGCACUGAUGGCUAAAGCCACAUUUCUCCACACACUAAAAGAACUGGCUGUGCAAAUGCAUGGACUGUAUACAGUAUUUAAAUGUGUAUAUGUUGCAGUAAUUAACUUUUUUCUUUAGUUGCCUGGAAUAAAUAGGGGAGAGGGUAGUGUAGGAAUUUUUUUGUUGAUGCUUUAUAUUUUAUUUUCUUUUGUAUUGCACAAAUUGUUUAAAAAAAGAAAGAAAAAUGGUGGCCUUUAAAGGGAAAAAUAAAUGAAUCUAAACUCCUGAGAGGGAAGGAAUGUUCUACUGUGCAUUUGUUGUUCACUCUAUUAUUCCCAUCUUCAUGAACUAGUGGCAAUAUGCUGGUCUGGCUUUUAUUUAGUGUGAGCUUUAGUUUUACACUCUACAUUCUUUUUGCAUCUGCAACUCUUGACAUUCUAGUUAUGAAUUGGUGGAAUUUAUUAAAGUGCUAUAUGAAGGUGUGUUUUUUUUUUUUUUUUUUUUGUUUUUUUUUUUUUUUGGGGUGGGGCAGCAAACCUCAACUUUCCAUAUUUAAAUAUUCAAGGCCAAAUAUCAACUUUGUGGUAUGUUGUUGAAUUUGACCCUGUCAAAUGUUAAUGCAAGGCUUUAAAUGUGGUGUUUUCGUGAGGCUCCAUUGUGCGACUUCAUUAAUACUUUACUCUAGAAAUGGUGUGAAGUCUUCAGUGGAUGCAUGUUGUAUCAGAUAAUGGUAAAAAUGAUUGCUGCCUGCGGUGAUUUUUUUUUCUUGUAAUAAAUGCUCUUCCUUUUAUUGGCCAUCUGCUAAACUUGUUAUAUGGACACGUAUACACUGACUCCAAUACAGUCCACUUUAAUGACUGAUCACCUGUCUCAACUGUUUUGUAAUCCUAAGAAGAAAGAUGUAGAGGGCCUACAUUAUCUUGCUACAUUUUACUACUCUACCCUGUGGAAUCUGGUACACAAGGAGCAGCUUUUUGUGCAUUUUGGUACCCUGAUAUUUCGGCAGGGAGAAUUUGUCCUAUUCUGUCAUAUGCUCCUCUGCUGUCAUGACUUUCCUCCUUGGCUACUGCCUUUAGUGAUGAACAGUAAAUGGAAAUGCAAGGGGAUCCAUAUUAGAAGGUGUCCUACAUAGUACUGAACUGGACAAGAUUUUCUGACUGCAGUGUGAGAUGUUUUGUUCUUAGCUGUGUAUUUUCAGCUUUCUCAACUGGGGGGGUUGGAAUUAAACUGCACAUGGACUUGUAGAUAUGCUGUUGGAGGUUGCUCUAGGUGAAUUUGGUUUCUUGUGAUCAUUUUAUCUUAAUCUACUGGAGUACACCUUCAUUAAUAUAGGGCAUGAGAAUUGGAAAGCACUAGUUUCAUUAAUUUUAAAGGUUGGACUUAAAGAUAUGGUUAAUCUGAGAAAUGAUUCUAUAUAAUGCACCUAUUGUCACUUUGUGUACUUCAUGUUUUAUCUACUCAAAUUGCAUUGGUUUUCAAGAUGGCACAGUGUAGCGAAACACAUUGGAGAAGUGAAUUGAUUAUUGCACUUCUUUAAUGCAUAAUAGGAUAUGAAAUCUACUUCUCAACAGCCAUUUAAUAUGAAAUGAGGCAAGGUAGUUGACAUGCUAUAUAAACCUGACCAUGCUGAACAAGACACAUUUAUGGUUGGUGUUUUGAUCAGAAGAUUUAUUACAAAACUUGUUUGAUUUGUAAGUAUACAUGGUGAAUAAUGAAGGAAGUUGCAUUGUAUAAAAAAUUCAUAUUAAGUGGCUUGUUCGAAAGAUCUUCUCUAAACUGCCUUUCCUCUGCACAAAGGGGUAUGGGAAUGAAUUGAUUGCAUAGUGUGCUAUUGUUCCCAUCUCAUUUGGAACGUCAGUCUGUGUUGAAGCCUGUAGAGUAUGGCUUUGAACUUUGUCGCUCUGGAGCUAUGAAAAGUAGUAGCUGCCAGAGUAAGUACAUCUGUGACAUGUUAACAUUGUUGGUCUUAGGCAGAGAGCAUAUUGGAGUGCUGCUUAGUUUUCUGUGUUUAGAAAAUUUCUUUGAGGACUGUAGAAGACUUUUUUUUUUUUUUCAGUAUUUUUCUUAUUUUUGUUUGCAGUGUCUGAAAGUAACAUUUUUGAGGCUAAUCAUUUUCCAAUUUUGUCAUUUAGGAGAGUUUAGUAAUGGCUUUUAUAAUGGAAGAAAGCCCUGGGUGGAACAUAAUUUACUACAACACUUGCAUUAAUUGAUGUGCAGCUCUAUGGACUCUUUUUAGCUGCUAUUUGUCUUUAUAGGUUUUUUAAAAUUUGUUUCCACGCAUGCUUUCAAUGUGGUGGAAUUUGUGUCAUGGUCUGUCUUAAUUCAGCGCUGUUUUGUAGGCAAUUGCUCAACAGACAAUCUUGACUUUUAACAAUUUUUAUUUUGUGUACAUCUCAUUUUAUUUUCUACCUUUUCCUUCAGUGUGCUAUUACAAAAUGAAUAUAACAUAAUUAUUGUAGAGCCUUACAUGGUGACUUCUGAAUUUAGUGUGGAGCAAUGAAUUCUGCUGGAGGAACGGCUAGCUAGCUGUUACAAAAAAGCAAAUUGUGCCCAACCAGAUGUAAUUCAGUUGUAUUAAAUUUGAAAUUCGCAAGCUAACAAUAAACAUGAAAAACUAA